UUUGAAUUAGAGGAAUAUUAGCGAUGAAGAAAUCAAUGUCAGUGCAAGUAUGUUUCACUUUCAUCAGGGUUCUGAAAGUCUUGUCUCCUCCUACUCCUCCUCCGCUUCCACUGCUCGCAAGAAGAUUCAUGGCUUCCAACUCCAAGGGUGACAAUGACAUGGCCAAGAACAUCUCCUCCAUCUCCCCUAUUUCCUACGGUGAUCCCUGCCAUGAUCUGUGUUUCCACGUGAAAUCACCAGACAACGUCGUAGGACUGUGUCUCCUACCACCAGAGCCCAGUGAUGAAGAGCGGGAGCAGCAGAACAAGGCCACCCUAAACUAUCUGAAGCAACUGCUGCCGGUGGCCUGGUCCCACAAUUCCCUAACCACCCUCAAGCUCAUCUUCAAUCUCAACUCUCUCGAGAGUCCUGGCGAAAAAUAGUUUCCGGCAGCCUUUACGCGGCCGCAAUCUGGCUCCACCACAACCACCCCAAGACGCUAUUAUGCAACAUCCCCUCCUUCGCCGGCUCCGGCUCCUUCUACCUCUCGAUAGCUCGUUUGUGGGACCUUGUUGAGAUUCUCUACGGCCUUCUUCUAGAACAAGGAGAAGAAGACUCUGCGGCGCAGAGGCUCCACCGU
Molecule: messenger RNA, 619 nt
Organism: Prunus dulcis (almond)
Lineage: Eukaryota; Viridiplantae; Streptophyta; Magnoliopsida; Rosales; Rosaceae
Exons: 1
Coding region: 24-422 (132 amino acids)
Source: RefSeq, a predicted model, not a curated record